ACAGGCACGUGACACAACAGGGGCUGGCUGUGCUGUCAGACAUCUCAGGCUCUGCAGUCAUUUCAGGACCUGUGGCAGCACACACACUCCAGCUCGGCUCCCCAGGGCACGACCUUAGCCCUCUCCAGCGUCUCAGCUCCGACCCAGUCAGAUGGGCAGCCGAUUCGGAACAAUGGGCAACCUCCAUGUGACCUUCCAGUCUCUCCAGAAGCCCGUUGUGAAGAAGACCUCCAAGGGAAGCUACAAGAAGUGAGGGAAAAGUGAUCAGGGGAAGUGGACAGUGUGAAGCAGAAACCUCCAAGAGGGCACUGAGGACAGUUCACAUUUCUGGGAAAGGACCAGUCUCAGGUUUGCCAAGCAGUCUGAGAGAGGAGCACAGAGGAUGGCAAUCACAGGUCUGUCUCAGUAGCACCCAUGUCCCUGGGCCUCAGGGGAGGGCAUCCCCACAGCAGGCUUUUCCAUGGCACCAAGAAAGCAUACAGGCACCAGGAUGGGUCUGCUGCAAGAGAGGUGUACAGGGUACCCGCUCUAUGUGCUGAGUCUCCUCGAGGCUGCUGGGACCUUGACCUUGAUGGUCUAUGCACUGCUGUGUGAAGCUGGAAACCUGGUUGACCUCCCUGACAAACGCAUUGGCUUUUACAACUUCUGCCUGUGGAAUGAGACAGCCGGGGAGCUGCACUGCCUGGACUACAAGCAUCUGCAGGUGAUGGGCAUCAGCCUACCAGAAAUAGCGCUAGCCAGGGUUUGCGUCUAUACCUGCCUGGUCUUCAGCAUCUUCUACCCCCUUUUUGUUGUAAACGUGCAGCGCACAGAGCAGAGAGAGGGGUGGAAGAUAAUCCUCAUCAUACUCUUUAUCCAGAUGAUAAUCCUGUCUGGGGGCCUGGGCAUGUUUCUUUUACAAACCUCACAGUGGAUUCAUCUCUCUGAUUUCACUGAGGGCUUCCUGGCACUGCUUGGGACUCAGGCUCUGCUACUGCUUCAGAUUCUCACUGCCACUAUGUACCUCAGCUGGGUCAAGCACACAGACAAGUGUCAAAGGCCUUUUACAGAGAAGGUCCUGCCCACUGAGAUUUGACAGUGAAGAAGAUGCAAAAGCUAUCAUUAGCCUGAUUUAAAUUAGUAAUCCCAAUGCAGCUUUAGUCACUGGCAAGAAUUUUAUCCUUAAUCCAAAGGCUCAUGUCCAGCCAUGCUCUGGCAUAUUGCUGUGUGCAACACUCCUCUGUCGAGUUGGCAGCAGACACCAAUAGCCACAGUGCAUGACAGAAGCUUCCCAGGAACAACAGCGUGUAACACCCCUCAGUAUGGGGCACAGCAUCAGAGCAACAGCACUUCUGGCCCUGACCCAAAGGGCAGUGAUCGGAACCAGCAGACAGUGGACACAGUCCUCUGUCCUAAGAUAAUAUCUAGUUUAAGCACAGCCAAACAGGGAAGGAACAGGCAUCCUUUCUUGGAGCUGCCCAGAGAAUAUGCUCCUUCUCCACCUCCUGGACUAACCAGGGAUGCCUUCAAGGUUAAUUGUGACUUGAGUAGCUGUGGCUUCAUGUUGCCAUCACAGCAGUAGCAGCCUCAAAGGUGCACUGAAAAUACUCUCUUCAGCAGGAGCACCUGUACUUCACCAGCUCUAAUAGUAUCUGGAGUGACUGCCUUAGUUCAUCCAACCCUAGCAGCAGCAGAGCACCUGGAGAGGCAGCCUAACAACUUGAUGAACAGAGCUCCAGUGAAGAGGGUUUCCAUGAGGAAGUAGAGGAUUUUGGUGCAGAGCCCCAGGUUUGUCCCCCAUUGAUAUUAUGGGGUUGAGCCCAGCACUCCAGCAACCUUUGAGACUCCAGAAGAAGUGGUUCUGUGUGAUGGCAGCUCACCAAAAGCCAGCUCAGGACACACACCACACAAGGGUGUGCUCAGGGAGCAGGGCUAGGGCUGCCAAAAGGCUGGAGUGCAGUGCCCCAGCUAGGCCAUCAUAGCCAGAGCACUGGAUGGAGUCUCCAUGCCAUGUCUGUAAACCUUGCACAAAGAAACACCUUUGCCGCCACCCCCUUUGGGGACAUGAGGGUACAUUUUCUCUCCUGUUUCAGUCUUGGUGGGGAUGUGGCUGGUGAUGGUAGUUUGACUGAUUCCUUUUUUCAAUAAAGGCUCUC
Molecule: messenger RNA, 2135 nt
Organism: Myiozetetes cayanensis
Lineage: Eukaryota; Metazoa; Chordata; Aves; Passeriformes; Tyrannidae
Gene: TMEM140
Product: transmembrane protein 140
Exons: 4
Coding region: 461-1075 (204 amino acids)
Source: RefSeq, a predicted model, not a curated record